CCGGUUCAAACGCGGCCAGGCGGGCUCUGAGCGCGGGCCUGGUGGGCGAGUCUGUUUCUUCCCCCAGAGUUCCUACCACGUGCUUACUUUAUGUGAUUAGAAGUCCAAAGGUUGAGUGAUAGUCAGCACUGCUGGGCAAAAUGUCUUUACUGAGUACUGGACAAAUGAAGAGAAAAUGGGAAGAAAGAUUGAAGAAUGUUGAUGAACUAGCGUCUCGAUAUAAAAGAAAGCCACUUUGCCCUGUUUACAGGCCACAGCUGUCCAAACCAUGGCAACCAUGCUCUGUUUGGAAUCUGUUUCGUCGACAAGCUCAAGCUUUUAACUAUGCAAAAACCUGUAAGGAGGAUGUUCAUGUAUUUGCUUUGGAAAUGAAAACAGAAGAUGGACAAAGGUAUUAUCUUGUGACAACAUAUACAGAGUUUUGGUUUUAUUACAACAAAGAACAUAAAACAAGUCUUAUGCAUUGCUAUGAAGUUAUUCCUGAAAAAGCUGUUUGCAAACUGUAUUUUGAUUUGGAGUUCUAUAAACCAGUGAAUCCUGAAGCUGAUGGCAAGAAGAUGAUUGCAAAGUUAAUUGAGCUUGUUAGUAAAAAGCUGGAAGAACUUUAUGGAGUUAAAUGUUCAGUUGAAGAUGUCUUGAACUUAGAUUCCAGCACUGAUGAAAAAUUUAGCCAUCACUUAAUAUUUCUGCUUUACAAGACAGCAUUUAAGGAUAAUAUUCAUGUUGGUAAUUUUGUGAAAACAGUUUUGCAACCUGCUUUUGUUUUAACUGAAAAUAAAGCUGAUGCUCUGAUUCUAGAAGACGGGGCGGACAGUGUUGCUUCCCAGUCUUCCAAAGCAACAGUUGAAAUAGAUGGUACUGUUGUAAGCCUUGGUGCAGCGAAGGAGGCUUCUGGGAAAUGGCAAUCUAAUAUGCACAAAACGCUGGAAAAUGGAAAACUGCAACAGAAAGAUAAUCCCAAUCUUUCCUUUCUAGUUGUGAAUGAUAAGGAGGGAGGCAAGCAACUUGUCGUCGAUCUGGGAGUUUAUACAAAGAAUAGAAAUUUCCGGCUGUAUAAGUCAUCAAAAGCAGGAAAGCAUGCGACUUUGAAAAUAGCUGAAGAUAACAAGUUUGUUCCUAAACCCAAAAAGAAUAUUUCUGUUGAGGAGCAAUAUUUCCUUUCCUCUUUGGUCUGUAAUGUUAGGUUCUCAGAAAUUGAAAGAGCCCUAACUUGUGACAACCCAGAAGGGAAGGAAAAAAUGCCUAAACAAACAGACGGGAGAGUUGCCAGUAGCACUUCAGAUCCCAUAGAAGGAUAUCAAUAUUCACCCUAUCCAGAAAUUGAUUGUUUUGUCCUUUCUUUAGUUAAUAAAGAAGAUAAUCAUGGAGGGAUACGACGAUGGAAUUAUUUUUCCUUGGAAGAACUCCUUGUUUAUGACAUAUCCAGAUAUCGCUGGUGUAAAAAUAUUGGAAGAGCCCACAAAAGUAACAAUAUAAUGAUUCUGGUAGAUCUAAAAAAAGAAGUUUACUAUCAAAAAUGUUAUGACCCUGUCUGCAGAGCUAAAAACUUCAAAUCAGAAAGUAUUCCAUUACCCCCUGAGAUAUGUCUCCCUUUUCUUUUCAAAGAGGAAGAAUAUGUACUUUUUAUGGAUGAGUGUGGGAACAUAGAAGAAAAAGCAAAAUCACCUAACCUUACAGACUUCUCAGAAAGCACAUCAUUAAGGAUACGUCAAGAAAAUAAGGAGUCUCCUGACAAGCUCUGUUCAAAUACAGAAUGGGACAAUGUGACUGAUGAGGCCUAUUUUCUGGAAGCUAUUGAGGAUGCUGAACUUGUAGAAGCUGCAGACAAAAGUCUGACCAAGCAGAACUGUGACCUGGAAGAAAUACCCGAUGAGCUGCUCAGAGGUUUUAAGAAGUUUGUGGUAACAAAGUAUACAACUAGCUAUCAGCUAAGGUCAGCUGUUUAGAUUCAUUAAGAUAUAGUUGAGUUAGCACAUUAUAUAAAGCCAAAGUUUGUCAGAAGUCCUGUUUACACUGCCAAAAGCAACUGAUAGAACUAUGCCAGCAUCCUCUCUUUAUAUGAAAGUGCAUAGUAAACUUGCCAUUAGCUGUGUUUUUGUACAUUCGGUUUAUAUGUUAAUGCUAUCCUAUUAAACCAUGUAAAUCUCACCUUUAAUUUUUGCUUUAAAAUUCUAGCUUAGUCAAUGGUGGUUUUGCCACCUGCAGCCUGGAGUGGUGCAUAUGGCACAAAAGCCACCCUCUCUCUUUGCAGAGGCCAAGGACUGAAUAGCUACAGAAACUGAACUAUCCUCUCACCCCUAGAAGUAGCUGCUCCUGGACAGGAAAGAAGCGCCAUGGAAGACCCAGGUAGAUCAGUUUACCCUCGUGGUACCGGUGUUGUGCAGUGUUCUAAAGCUAGACACAGGCUAUCAAGCUGGUACUUCUCAGGAGCACUAAAUUCAAAAAGAUGCUAAGUGGACAGUGUCAACACUCAAAAAACUUCAUGGACAAUGAUUCAGAUAAAAUUCACUUACUGAGGUGAGGGAUGAAGUGUGGUUAAAACAUGUUUCUUCCCAUAUAUGUCCAAAUGUUUAGGAUUUUGCCUACAGUCUGUACUGUACUUUGUUACUUUACAAAGGGCAGGUAGGAUCUCUUACCUAUAAGUGGGCCUUUUUAUCUAAAGUGUGCAUUUACCUUUUGAGAAUUUCAUUAUGCUCACCACCUUCUGUAUGACUUGUUACAACUAAGUUGUUUUUAAAAAUCUACAUACUAGUUUUAGAAAUAUUGUAUUCAUUACUCAUAGAAUGAUGCAAUAAUUUAUGGAAGCCACUGCUAAGAAUUUAGACAUGUCUAUUUGUAAGUUGCCUGUUACAAGCCUAUCUUUAUGCUACUUUAGUUGGAAUUACAACUGAUAUUUAGUGAAAAACCCGUUAUUGCUCAUUCUAAAGAAAAUGUCUACUCUUGUCACUUUGGUAUUUCCAAAUGAUUACUCUGGCAAUCCAAUAAUAAAAUCCUAUUACUUUUAAAGCGCUAGAUUUAUCACUGAUUCAUUGAGAUCAUUAAUGAUUUGUCAUACUCUCUACUCCAGGCUGCCACGCACGCUAUGUAUGAGGUAGCACACUGAUGUAUAGUAAGUUUGAGUUGAACAUUUAAGUGAAAAACCACACGUUCCCUUCACAAUUGUUAGUAAAUCUUUAGAA
Terrapene triunguis (Three-toed box turtle) is the source of this 3179-nucleotide messenger RNA. RefSeq names its product primase and DNA directed polymerase (gene PRIMPOL). Bases 141 to 1946 code for a protein of 601 amino acids. Gene Ontology annotation, molecular function: DNA-directed DNA polymerase activity; chromatin binding. Gene Ontology annotation, cellular component: mitochondrial matrix; nucleus. Lineage: Eukaryota; Metazoa; Chordata; Testudines; Emydidae. The record is from RefSeq and is a predicted model, not a curated record. The transcript is spliced from 14 exons. Gene Ontology annotation, biological process: error-prone translesion synthesis; mitochondrial DNA replication; replication fork processing.